AUGACUCCACUCCUCCUCCCAACAGCCCUCAUCUCCGCUAUCCUCGGCAUCACCGCCCAUCUAACCUUCUUCAUCCACGCCGACCUCGAAAAACACGUCGUCUUCCUUGCCAACUGCCUCAUCUUCUGGCCUUUACUCAGUCAACUCGCCCUCUUCAUCCUCGGAUACAGAGAGAUAUCCCAAUGGAUCGGACUAACGAUACUGACCUUCCACUCCUCGCUGUUAGCUUCUAUAGCGAUCUAUCGAUACUUCUUCCACGCGCUGGACGGGUUUCCAGGUCCAAAGUUAGCAAGGGUCACAGCGUUGUGGGAUUUCAAAAAUACAGUGCUGGAUGCGAAAUGGUAUCUUAAAGUGAAGGAGUUGCAUGGGGUGUAUGGGGAUGUUGUUCGGAUUAAACCUAGGGAGAUCUCGAUCAACGAUCCAUCUGCGAUAAAAGACAUUUACGGCGUGGGUACGACAUGCGUCAAGGGACCAUUCUACGAUCUACAUUAUCCGCAUCGAUCGUUGCAGAUGGCGAGGGAUAAGGCGUUUCAUUCGAAGAGAAGGAGGUUAUGGGAUCGGGGGUUUACGUCGAAGGCACUCGCGGGCUACGAACCAUAUCUCCUAGAGCACUGCAAAGAUAUAGUCCAGGUUAUUGAAUCGCGAUCAUCGCAAGCACAGGAGACCACAGCGCUAAUUGAUGGGUUUGCAUGGGACUCGAUGGGGAUAUUUGCGUUUGGGAAAUCGUUCAACAUGCUGCAUGGGGAGCCGCCGAAGAUGCUGCAGAUGAUGAGGAAAAUGGGACGCGGAGCAAGUGCUUUGCUCAGCUCGAUUUGGCUGGUUAUAUUUAUGCGGGGGAUGGUGGGUGUAAGGCGGUUUACGGAUAGAUGGUUGGAGUGGUGUGCGCAGUGUGUGGAGGAGAGGAGUAGGGUCGAAACUGAUCGUCGGGAUCUCUUCAGCUAUUUGAUCGAGGAGUCAAGCUCGAAGGGCGACCAGUCUAUAGGUGGCGUUGAUGGGGAUCUUGUUCGCGAUUCAGAGCUCGCUAUUACGGCUGGCAGUGACACGGCUGCCAGUACCCUCAAUGCUUUGUUCUAUCUCCUGGCACGACAUCCAGAGAAGCUACGUCGGCUGCAGGCGGAGAUAGACUCUGCUGUGCCUGCUGGACAGGAGCUGUGUCAUGCGGCAUUGGUGAAGAAACCGUUCCUAGAGGGGUGUAUAAAUGAGAGUCUGCGUCUGUGUCCAGCUGUGUUGAGCGGAUUGCAGCGCGAGACAGGACCAGAGGGUCUUCGAACGGCAGGAGUCUAUAUACCCCCAGGAAUGAUAGUGUCUGUGCCGACGUAUACAGUUCAACGAGACCCGCGCAACUUCCCCCGUCCAGACGAGUUCAUCCCAGAAAGAUGGUCCACCCAGCCAGAGCUAGUCGUCCACAAAGAUGCGCUCAACGCAUUUUCAAGCGGCACCUACUCCUGCGCAGGAAAGGCAUUCGCGAUGAUGGAGAUGCGACUGCUUGUUUCCACAAUCGGGAAGGACAAGAACCGCUAG
Aspergillus eucalypticola CBS 122712 is the source of this 1521-nucleotide messenger RNA. RefSeq names its product cytochrome P450. The coding region runs from base 1 to 1521 and encodes 506 amino acids. Gene Ontology annotation, molecular function: iron ion binding; oxidoreductase activity, acting on paired donors, with incorporation or reduction of molecular oxygen; monooxygenase activity. The record is from RefSeq and is a predicted model, not a curated record. NCBI's taxonomy places the organism in Eukaryota, Fungi, Ascomycota, Eurotiomycetes, Eurotiales, Aspergillaceae. The transcript has 6 exons.